ACGGCCCAAAGUUGGGUGGGUGCGGCGGGCACUUCCGGGUGAGACGGCGCGCAUUUCCGGCCAAGAUGGCGGCGUCCAGCGGAGUCAGGUGCGGGCGACUUUGUCUUUAGGAGCCGGCGGUUCGGGGAUCCGGAGAGACCCUCAGGAGUCGACCAGUCAGGACGCCAGAGCGGCCUCCACGGUGACCAUCUUUUCCCUGUAACACCUUCUUUCUUCACGAACGACCAUGGCGGACGAAGGCUCAAGGGGCAGCCGCCUCCCCCUGGCACUGCCCCCGGCCUCCCAGGGAUGCUCCUCAGGGGGCGGCGGCGGCGGCUCCUCAUCCUCAGCGGGGGGCUCAGGCAAUCCCAGGCCCCCACGCAACCUCCAAGGCCUGCUGCAGAUGGCCAUCACUGCGGGCUCCGAGGAGCCAGACCCUCCUCCAGAACCCAUGAGUGAGGAGAGGCGUCAGUGGCUGCAGGAGGCCAUGUCAGCUGCUUUCCGGGGCCAGCGGGAGGAGGUGGAGCAGAUGAAGAGCUGUCUCAGGGUUCUGGCCCAGCCCACGGCGCCCGCAGGAGGUGAGGCGGAGCAGGCGGCGGACCAGCAAGAGCGCGAGGGGGCCCUGGAGCUGCUGGCCGACCUGUGUGAGAACAUGGACAAUGCCGCAGACUUCUGCCAGCUGUCAGGCAUGCAUCUGCUGGUGGGCCAGUACCUGGAGGCAGGGGCUGCGGGGUUGCGGUGGCGGGCGGCGCAACUCAUCGGCACAUGCAGCCAGAACGUGGCGGCCAUCCAGGAGCAGGUGCUGGGCCUUGGCGCCCUGCGCAAGCUGCUGCGGCUGCUGGACCGUGACUCCUGCGACACGGUGCGCGUCAAGGCGCUCUUCGCCAUCUCCUGCCUUGUCCGAGAGCAAGAGGCUGGGCUGCUGCAGUUCCUCCGCCUGGAUGGCUUCUCUGUGUUGAUGCGGGCCAUGCAACAGCAGGUGCAGAAGCUCAAGGUCAAGUCGGCAUUCCUGUUGCAGAACCUGCUGGUGGGCCACCCCGAGCACAAAGGGACCCUGUGCUCCAUGGGGAUGGUCCAGCAGCUGGUGGCCCUCGUGCGGACGGAACACAGCCCCUUCCACGAGCACGUACUUGGAGCCCUGUGCAGCCUGGUGACAGACUUCCCGCAGGGCGUGCGCGAGUGCCGGGAGCCCCAGCUGGGCCUGGAGGAGCUGCUCCGCCACCGCUGCCAGCUACUGCAGCAGCACGAGGAGUACCAGGAGGAGCUGGAGUUCUGUGAAAAGCUGCUACAGACCUGUUUCUCCAGCCCGACGGACGACAGCAUGGACCGGUGAAGCCGGGUGCCUCCUCACCCCCUUUCCGUAGGAACCCUAGGUCUCCCGCCUCCCUCCCCGCCCACGAGGCCCUCUCCCAAGGGAUCGCAGGGCCUUGUCGGGUCUAGACCCGGGGUGUGCCAGCCGUCUCUGCGCAGCUCCCUGGAGGGGGUGCCGAGCAAGGUAGCAGCUCCUCCGACCCCACCUGCCAUGCUCACUCUCAUCCCCUUCUCUUGUCCACACUGCUCUUCUAAUAAAGGUGUUUCUCCCCUUCCUCUUCCUCCUUCACUGCUGCCUUUGUCGCCUCUGGAGGGUACAUGGGGGAGGGAAGGAGGGGCACGAACUUGGGGGACUGGGGAGCCCCUGGAGGAAUAAUAAAAGUGCUGCUCUUUAUCA
This is a messenger RNA of Carlito syrichta (Philippine tarsier), 1687 nucleotides long. RefSeq names its product HSPA (Hsp70) binding protein 1 (gene HSPBP1). Bases 227 to 1312 code for a protein of 361 amino acids. The transcript has 8 exons. The record is from RefSeq and is a predicted model, not a curated record. NCBI's taxonomy places the organism in Eukaryota, Metazoa, Chordata, Mammalia, Primates, Tarsiidae.